GUUUGUUUGAACGGGAAAGUGGAAGAAAUUCUGCCUAAACCAAUUGAGACUUGAGAGUAGGAAAAGAUGGCUGCGACGCCGAGUGCACCAGCGGGGAGCGCGAACAUUGACGGAGUAGCACCCCCAGCUCCACCACUUCCGGGGACGGACAUGACCGGAAUAUGCUUCAGGGACCAGCUAUGGCUGAACACCUACCCUCUUGACCGAAACUUAGUCUUCGAUUACUUUGCUCUCUCGCCAUUCUAUGAGUGGACUUGCAACAAUGAACAGCUCCGUCUACGCUCCAUUCACCCCCUUGAUGCCUCCCAUCUCUCGAAAAUGACGGGUACAGAGUACACCUUAAGUGAAGCUAUGGAGCCCCAUCUUUUUGUCAUCCGUAAACAAAAGAGGGAUGGCCCUGAGAAAGUAAUCCCGAUGCUCACUUAUUAUGUCCUGGAUGGGUCAAUAUACCAAGCUCCUCAGCUUUGCAAUGUGUUUGCAUCUCGACUUGGACGGGCACUGUAUCAUAUAUCAAAAGCCUUCAAUACUGUAGCCUCAAAAUUGGAAAAGAUUGGAUAUGUUGAUGCUGAAAAUGAGACAACUGCAUCUGAAUCAAAGGCUUCUAAAGAGACUAUUGACUUCAAAGAAAUUAAGCGGGUAGAUCACAUUCUUGCAUCACUACAACGCAAGCUACCAGCAGCCCCUCCAGCACCUGCUUUUCCAGAGGGUUAUACUCCCCCAACAACUGCAGAAGGAGAGAAAGGUUCCGAAGACCAACAAGCAGAACUUCAAACAGCUACCUUAGAUCCCAUUAUAGACCAAGGCCCAUCUAAAAGGGUGAAAUUGUAGAGAGGACACAGACGCAUAUACCAAAAGCAAUCCUAAAUUAGUUGUUAGUUUAAUCUAGUAAACUAUCCUUAACCCUUCGUAUCAACUGUAGUUUUGCUCCUCACGCAUUCACACGCGCAUGCAGGCACACACUUCUUCCUCUUCACGUGUGAUAUUUGGUACAAGAGUACCAGAGAUUGGUGCCACCAAGAAGAGUACUUCUGUAAGAUAAUAUUAGAUGAUAUGUUAUUAUUUAUCAAUUUAUUUGACUAUGUUUUUGAAAUGCA
Coffea arabica (coffee) is the source of this 1094-nucleotide messenger RNA. Its product is annotated as mediator of RNA polymerase II transcription subunit 6-like. Gene Ontology annotation, molecular function: transcription coregulator activity. Gene Ontology annotation, biological process: regulation of transcription by RNA polymerase II. The record is from RefSeq and is a predicted model, not a curated record. Gene Ontology annotation, cellular component: mediator complex. NCBI's taxonomy places the organism in Eukaryota, Viridiplantae, Streptophyta, Magnoliopsida, Gentianales, Rubiaceae.